Molecule: messenger RNA, 1128 nt
Organism: Papaver somniferum (opium poppy)
Lineage: Eukaryota; Viridiplantae; Streptophyta; Magnoliopsida; Ranunculales; Papaveraceae
Product: transcription factor MYBS3-like
Exons: 4
Coding region: 14-1042 (342 amino acids)
Biological process (GO): response to ethylene; response to gibberellin; response to auxin
Molecular function (GO): zinc ion binding; DNA binding
Source: RefSeq, a predicted model, not a curated record
AUAUAUCAUUAUAAUGACAAAAGAUUCAGGAAGAAAGUGUUCCAGUUGUGGAAACAAUGGACAUAAUUCAAGAACAUGUAAAUGUAAUAGCGAAAAACAACAAAUGGGUGUGAAAUUAUUUGGUGUUACAAUUAUGAAAAAAGAGGACGAAUCGAUGAAGAAAAGUUUGAGUAUGGGAAAUUUGUUACAUGCACAUAAUCAUCUUGAUGAUGAUCGAGGUUAUCUUUCUGAUGGUGGCCCUAAGAGAAGAGAUUCACAUGAAAGAAAAAGAGGUGUACCAUGGACAGAGGAAGAACAUGAAACAUUUCUGAAAGGAUUGAAAAAACUAGGGAAAGGUGAUUGGAGAGGGAUCUCAAGGAGAUUUGUUACUACAAAAACUCCAACUCAAGUAGCUAGUCAUGCUCAGAAGUAUUUCCUUAGGCAAAAAGCUGCUAGUUCUUCCUCUUCUAUCAAGAAGAAACGAAGAACAAGUCUCUUUGAUCUUCAUCGCAAAUCCAACAACCACCAUUCUCCUCUCUCUAACCUAAACCCUACAAAGCAGUUGACAGAACAAAUGGCUGCCUUGGCAACAACAGCUACACCUAGGCCAUCAAUGGAGAAUUCAAUUUGGCCAAAGCCUGCUGCGAGUAGGGCGUCAGUAGAAGCUUCAUUGUGGCCAAAGCCUGCUCCAACUUGUGCAAUCACUCCCCAUGCUAAUAUUCCUCACAUGGCAGGAGGUUCUACCGGGAGAUCGAACCAUGCAGGACUGUCUAUGGUUUCGACUAUGGAUUAUGCAAACAGUGGGUACUUCUAUGCAUCACAAAGUAUUGGCAAACUUGCUAUUGGACCUCCUCAUGCAGCAGCAGCAGCAGCAGCAGCAGCAUCUGCAUCAUUCUCAUUGGCAUCGCCACAGCCAAAGUUCAAAGCUCAGAGUGAAGAGCUUGGAAAUUCUAGCUCCCCUGUGAAUACUGAUUUGAAACUCAGCAUUGGAGGUCAUUCUCCUAUGCCAAAAGAUAGAAACAAGUUCUCAUCCGAGACUUCAAACUUGAUCAGUGUUGUAUGAUCAUGAUUUUUGCAGUUUGAGCAGUUGUCAGGACUCAGGAUUUAAGAUAAUAAAACAUUGUUUCAAUUUCAGAAUUUUUUUGUUCA